AUGGCGUCGUAUUCGGCGGAUGGAGUAGCCAACUCCAUUGAAGAAUUCCUGUAUAAUCCCGAAGAUAGGAUUACAUUUUCUUCAUACUAUAGAAGAUAUGAAGAAAUAUUUAAAGAGGAGUGCAAAGGCUGGACAAACGAAAAGAAGAAGAACUUGAUACAUGUAGAAAAUAAAAGUGACAUUCAACUAAAAAAAAAUGCCGUUCCGGUUUUUAACCCAAAGAGAGUUGUGUCUUUUGCGGCACUGAAUCAAGUAGAAAAACAAUUGAAAAGAGAAUAUUGGUGUAAUACAAAAUUAGACUAUUCGGAAUGGGCAGCACCAGCUGUGUACAUAAAACAGAAAAAUAACAAAAUAAGGAUCUGCGCCGAUUUUUCGACGGGAUUUAAUGAAUGUCUGACAACUUAUAACUAUCCAUUACCAAGUCCAGAGGAAAUUUUUGCCAAGCUUAAUAGAGAUAAACUGUUUUCUAAACUGAAGUUAUCGGAAGCUUAUUUACAGCUGCAGGUAGACGAAGAAUGUUCCAAGCUGUUAACGAUAAACACGCACAAAGGGUUAUACAAGUUUAACCGACUUUCUUUCGGAAUAAAAGUUGCACUCGCAAUUCUUCAACAGGUUGUAGAUACAAUGUUAGCGGACUGUAGUUCGCAGUUCCAUACUUGGAUGGUACAUUUAUUAAAAGUGAAUCUCGUGAUCAGCAUGUCGAGCACGUUAAGUGUGUUUUUGAAAAAAAUAAGAGAUUACGGUUUCACACUGAGUGAGGAAAAAAUGUGA
Octopus sinensis (East Asian common octopus) is the source of this 771-nucleotide messenger RNA. RefSeq lists its product as uncharacterized. Lineage: Eukaryota; Metazoa; Mollusca; Cephalopoda; Octopoda; Octopodidae. The record is from RefSeq and is a predicted model, not a curated record. The coding region runs from base 1 to 771 and encodes 256 amino acids. The transcript is spliced from 2 exons.